AGUUAAAACAUGUUUUAGUUGUUGCUAAGCGAAACGGGCGGCGUGAUCUGACUGAUGCCAAGAAUACGCGUACACGUGCUUAACUGUUUUGACAUUUGAAUAUGUGCGCGAGGAACAAAUGCUAGGCAGUCUUUUACCACAGCGUGAACCUCCAAUGGUUGCUCUAACCUAACUGAACUGUCUCAUCUCGGCAAAGGUGCUGGUGUGAAAACGAACGUGUCGCCGUCGGAAACAUACACAAUGGCCACAAGGCGAUCGUCUAGGCUACUUAACAAGAACGUUACCCCAGCUUCGGCGCAGAAAUCGGGCAAUGAAGAUAUGGAUGUUGACAGCGAUGAAAAGUACGUAUCGGAUUGUUCUUCAUCAGAGGACGAAUACAGGCCCCCGAAAAAGCAAGACUCGUCGGAUGAGUUUGAGGAUGACAUUCCGGUGAAGAAAAGUAAGCGCAUAGACCUUGAACCUACGCAUGUUUCGGAAAGCUCUGCCGAUGAACCUUUUGAGCUCGCGAGUUUAGGAGUUGACUUGUCUGAAGGUGGUACAUCAAGCGAUGACGAUAGCGACUCACGUGUUGACGCCAAAAAGAGAACCGAAAAGGUGCCUAAGAAGCAAUAUAUACAGGCGGUCAAGAUUCCGAAACUGUCACAAAUAAAAAGAGCGAAUAACUCGACUCUGAACCCGCUUAAUUCCGUUAAGAAUCCAUCCGAAAGAAGGCUUCAGCUCGAAAGUUUACCCGGUUUCAAUAAGUCUCUCCUGUACCAGUCGAAAAAGCACAACCCAGCUGACUCUACCAAUCAAGGAGCUGCACUGCUGUCAAUUCAGAUGGACGAGGUUGCGUUGAAAGAACGUGCGGGCGACGGCAACUCUUCUGAAUCGUUGAAAGACGUCAUCAGUGCUAUGCUACUUGAAAACGAACCACAAGCCUCUUGCUCUUACACUGUAAAUGACGCGCCAAAGUCCAAACAGCUAAAAUCUAAAAGAACUGCCAAAAAUUCAUCAAUAUCGCCUGCAAAACAGCCUGCUUCUAGCCAGGAUGCACGGUCUCCAGUCAAAACUAGAAGCAGGCAGUUUCAAGCUGCGAAGACAGCUAAGUCUUCAGUGUCAUGUGGUAAAAGCAGUAAGAAAGCUGGCAAAACUAGCCACAUGAUGGAAACCCAAGCAAAAGCCACAGCAAAAGUAACGUUGCCAGAGGUAGAGAAACAACACAUGAAAAAUAAGAAAACCAUGCCACAAAGAACAAAGGUUGAGAAAAAUGAGAGCUCGAGUGAAUCUGAUUGGGAGGAAGUUCCAGAAGGAGCAGAUCUUGAUAGCUAUGCACCAGUUGUUCCUGAAAAUGGAAUCACAAUCACACUAAAGGAGCCCGUGAUGACUGGAAAGCGCAAGAAAGCCAAGUUUGAUCCAGUAGCAGAGAUGAGGCGCCGGAUUAACAGGGUGCGCAAGGAAGUCCAUGUUUUGAAACACAAGGUGCAUCUUCUCUGUCUCCUGGCGCACGGUCUGAAGCUGAACAGCCUUAUGCUGGACCAGACUCUGCACGGUGUUGUGCUUUCUUUGCUUCCUUCCGAAUUCAUGGCUUACGCUGGGAAAACAGUCACGCUUCUGGAUGUCGAGCGCAUGUCUAGGCUGUUCACCAAAAUAUUUGUGUGCAAGUUAGGCCCGCACACCAGUUGUCGUGCCCUGCACGACGACCUUACAGUGGCAUUAACAACCAAGGUGGUUCAAAAUGCGAGAGAUUAUGCAUUUCUAUUUCUGGUCAUUGUAAGGUGCCUGCAGAUUGAAGCUCGUUUCUGCAUGUCCCUGUAUCCCGUGCCUCUCGACGCUGUGCAGCUGUUGAAGACUGACGUAAAACCCGGAAGAAAAGCUCCGGAAGGAAACCCGGAGAUCAAAGCUCCUAGCAAAAAAAAGGCUCAAAGGGUGCCCAGUGAAUCUGAUGAGGUGGACAGUGACUUCGAAGUUGCGAAGCCGAAGAAGGCACCAGGCAAGAAAAAGGUUCACAAUGAUUCGUCAGCCAAGAAGUCUGGGAAGAAAGGAAAGACUGCAGAAGAAAAUGCACAUAGACUUGCACAAGACAUAAACGACAGUAUUGAACACUGGGUUGAAGUGUUUACUCCAAAGGAUUCAAAAUGGAUUGCAGUUGAUGUAGUUCAUGGAUCAGUUGGCAGCAUAACGGAGAGCAACAUUCGAGAACCGUUGUACUACAUUGUCAGCUUUGAUAACAGCAACAAGGUGAAAGACAUUACGAGGAAAUACGCCUCAGGUUGGUUAACAUCGGUGAAAAAGAAGAGGAUCGAUCCAAAAUGGUGGGAAGAGUCUUUAAAGCCUUUCAGUCCCACCGACUGUGAGCGAGAGCGUGUGGAAAAUACCCAAAUACAGUCCAAGCUUCAACGGCAGCCAAUGCCUGCAAGCAUUGCUGAGUUCAAGAACCAUCCUCUGUAUGCCUUAAAGCGUCACCUGCUGAAGUUCGAAGCCAUCUAUCCGCCAGAUGCCCCAACUCUUGGAUUUGUGCGAGGAGAGCCUGUUUAUGCAAGGGAGUGCAUUCACACACUGCGCUCAAGGGAAACGUGGCUUCGAGAAGCACGCAUGGUGCGCAUCAAGGAGCAGCCAUACAAAAUUGUCAAGGCCAGGCCAAAGUACGACAAGCUUUCUGGGCAGAUACUUAAGGAGCAGCCCCUGGAGCUGUUUGGCCAUUGGCAGACUGAGCCAUACAUGCCACCUAUUGCCUUCAAUGGCAAGGUGCCCCGCAACGAGUGGGGCAAUGUGGAACUCUUCAAAAGCUGCAUGCUCCCUGUUGGCACUGUGCACCUCAGAGCUCCUGGGCUGGCUCGUGUAGCUUCUAAGCUGAACAUCGAUUGUGUUCCUGCUGUCGUUGGCUUCGAAGGUCACUGCCGUGGCGUCCACCCAGUGUUUGACGGAUGGGUUGUGUGCGAAGAGUUUAAAGAUACACUGAUGGCUGCUUGGGAAGAGGAACAAGCAAACAUCAGCAACCGUGAAGAAGAGAAACGUCUGAAAAGAAUAUAUGGAAAUUGGAAGAAGCUGAUUAAAGGAGUUCUCAUCAAGGAGAAGUUACGGAUGAAGUACAUGAAUGAUGACUGAAGGAGCAUCAAGAAUUUCUCAUUGUUACUUGACUGCCAUAUGUACCACAUUUAUUUCUGCUUCUUCACUUUGCAUUAUUCUCUCAUUAAUCACUGCUACUACACACUUGUAAAUUAUGUACAUAUCUAACUGCACAAUAAAUA
This is a messenger RNA of Rhipicephalus sanguineus (brown dog tick), 3230 nucleotides long. RefSeq names its product DNA repair protein complementing XP-C cells homolog. Bases 241 to 3087 code for a protein of 948 amino acids. Gene Ontology annotation, biological process: mismatch repair; nucleotide-excision repair. Gene Ontology annotation, cellular component: nucleotide-excision repair factor 2 complex; XPC complex; cytoplasm. The record is from RefSeq and is a predicted model, not a curated record. The transcript has 6 exons. NCBI's taxonomy places the organism in Eukaryota, Metazoa, Arthropoda, Arachnida, Ixodida, Ixodidae. Gene Ontology annotation, molecular function: single-stranded DNA binding; damaged DNA binding.